CUUGAGUAUGUACACGUCAGUGGAAGCCAGCCGUGAACUAGGAAGUGGCUAACAGGCUUAGCCAGCGAAGGAUCAUGAGCAGCUGAGAAUCUGCGUGUUUCCACAGAAGGGCAGGAUGGGCAGGCAGAGGAAGAGGGUGAUGACAGGUGAUGCUCCUCCCUACUCAAGGAGAGACGAGAGGCCCUCUGCACUUAAUCGCAAAGAGAAAAAAAAGAAAACAGACAUUGGAAAAUUGUUCAUCAACAUCUCCAUUGGGCUCUGCAUAUUCAGCCUCAUUUGGUUCUUCUACGCCGUCUACAUGCGGUCCAGUCUGUCGAAGCGUGUAGCGACCCUGCAUCCAUCACCCCGCGUUCUUGAUGCCAAUAGCACCACUGCAAAGGUUUCCUCAGAGAGGUUCUGGGGCUCAUACAGGCCUCAGGUCUACUUCGGCAUGAAAACAAGAAGCCCCAGGUCCGUUGUGACAGGGAUGAUGUGGAUGCGGCAGUUUUCCAACUCGGACAUGAACCUGAGGCAUACUUGUGAGCAGGGCGAUCGUUUGCAAGGCUACGGCUGGCUCAUGCACGACGGAUUGACGUUCGGCAUCCAGGAAAUUCGAGAUAACGACUUCACCCUUACCACUGAGUUUGUUAAGAGGAUUGGUGGGGAUCAUGGAGGAGACUGGACCUGGAGGAUCACAGCCAAACAGCAUCAGAGCUCAGCUCCCCAGCCUCCGGUUAUAUCCCUGAUGUUUUACGCAGCGGCAGACACGCAGGGCUCGCUGCAGACUCACAUGGAGGAGAAGAAUCGCCUCGCUUCCAUCACUGGUUUUUCAGAGGAACUGGGAAACUUUAAGAUCACUUUUAGGAAGCCUGUCACUGGGGAAUUAUCCAGCACAAAAUAUGCCAGUUACAACUAUCUUCAGACCUUGUCUCCUGGUUUAGAGAAGCUGACUGACAUCGUGAAGCUCAGUCUGAACCGCAGGUUUGUCUUCAGCCCUCCUUCUGGUGAGAAGAGGCAUUACAUAGGUGUGGACACCUACAAGCCACCCCAUCACCAAAACCAGCAGAAAGCUGCUGACCCACGGAAAGAAAGUGACUUCGUGGUCCACCAGGUGACCGUUCAGACACCUUUCCAGAUUGAAGUUCUGUUUGAGUCUGGAAGUUUCUACAAUCGCCCUAACCAGCUCGUUGGUUCUAUCAUGACUCAGGAGUUGGAAAGGAGGAAAGCUGAGUUUAAUGCGAAGUUUGAGAAAAUAUUUGGACUAGAGAGUAAAGGUUUUAGCCAGACGCAUAUUAAAUUUGCCAAAGCAGCGCUCAGCAACAUGUUGGGUGGAAUGGGAUAUUUUUAUGGCGAGUCAGUGGUGCAGUCAGUCUACAACGAAUACCCUCUCCUGUACCCAGGAGGUGCUUUAUUCACUGCUGUACCGUCACGCUCUUUCUUCCCCAGAGGCUUCCUCUGGGAUGAGGGAUUUCACCAGCUGCUGCUGAGUAAGUGGGAUCCUCAGCUGACCAGAGAGGUGAUAGGCCACUGGUUUGACCUAAUGAACAUUGAAGGCUGGAUCCCCCGUGAGCAGAUUCUUGGAGACGAGGCUCGCAGUAAAGUCCCAGCUGAAUUUAUUGUCCAGCGGAACGAAAAUGCGAACCCACCUACCCUCUUCUUAGCUCUGCAGGAGCUAAUUGAACAGCUCUCUUCAAAGUCAGAUGAGGCAGCAACUAGACCAACCCUGCCUUUCCUUCGAAGGCUGUUCCCCAGGCUGAAGACCUGGUUCGAGUGGUACAACACCACACAGAUGGGGCCAAAGCCCAACUCAUACCGCUGGCGUGGACGAGACAAGGACACUAACCUGUACCUUAAUCCUAAAACUUUAACCUCUGGACUGGAUGAUUACCCAAGGGCCUCUCAUCCCUCCGCAGACGAGCGGCAUGUGGAUUUGCAUUGCUGGAUGGCCUUGUCCUCAGGCAUCAUGGCCAGCAUAGCUCAACUUCUAGGCGAGCCCCAUCAAGACUAUAAAGUCCUACACGAUGUGCUCAGAGACAACAACCUACUCAAUGACCUUCACUGGUCAGAGCAACUCCGUGCCUUCAGUGACUAUGGCAACCACACACAAAACGUCUCCUUGCAGCGGGAAAAGGUGUACGUACCGCCCGGACAGCCCCGCCAUCAGUUUCCCGUGGCACGUCUCGUACGCUCCGUCCGCAGGGCCCCCAAGCUGCAGUACGUCAACGCUCUCGGUUAUGUCAGCUUGUUCCCCUUCUUACUCCAAAUCCUCCAGCCCGACUCGCCAAAACUGGAACACAUCCUCCGAGACAUGCGAGACCCCACUAAGCUGUGGACGCCCUUUGGCCUGCGCUCUCUCUCGAAGACUGAUCCACUGUAUAUGGAGCGAAACACGGAGCAUGAUCCCCCCUACUGGAGGGGACCAGUUUGGAUCAACAUCAACUACCUGGCAGUCAGAGCUCUCUACCACUAUGGCAACACAGAAGGGCCAUUCCAAGAGAAGGCAGCUCAUCUUUACAAGGAACUCAGGACUAAUAUUAUAAACAAUGUUUAUGCGCAGUUUGUUGAAACAGGGUAUAUCUGGGAACAGUAUAAUGAUGGCACUGGCAGGGGCCAAGGAAGCCACCCCUUCACUGGCUGGUCAUCCUUGACAGUAUUAAUGAUGGCUGAGCAUUACUGAUGCCCUCUAAUCCAUCUCUUUGUUGCUUCAAUUCAGGCAGCAUUGACUGUUAAGAUGUAAAAAUGUAGUCUGCUUGACUAUGGUGACAGAAAUCAGAAGAGAAAUUACUUCUGUCACUAUCACAUUUUCGUAUGAACCCUUUAAUAAAAAUGACAAAUGUAUACACUUCCACCACUGGAAAACAUUUAAACAGGCGUUAGGUGCAGCUCUUGCAGCUGAUUUCCUUAUUGGACAUGCAGCAUAGCCCAAAGUUAUUUUUAGAUUUUGAUUUAGAACAGUUUCCGUUCAACAAUAUAUUUGGUUCUGAUUUUAUAUAUAUAUAUUUUAUUUUAUUUUUUUAUUUUUUCAUUUGCAUUUAAUAAAGAAGUCAUUCUUUUUUUUUUAAUACCCUCUUCAAAGAUGGGUUUUGGAUGCCAAUAUAGGUUUGUCUUCUUCAAACUGCUAAUCAGCUUUUUGCAUAGUUCCUCUUUUCUUUGGUGAUGAUCUCCAGGUCUUUUAUGCCGUUUCCAUUACCUUAAUCUUUAUCUCCCUCUGUGUAGUUUGCAUCGGAUUUGAGUCACGACCUCCAGGGCCAUUCUGCAACACUGACGUUACUUCUCACCAGAAGAAAUAUUUUGUGAAAUUAAAAUAUUUCUUUAAGCCUAAAGAAAUAUUUCGGUAAAGGAUAUUUUUACCGUAUAUCCUCUAAUAUUGUGCCUCUUUUGCACCUUUAAUAUUAAAACUGUCAUUUUUGGAAGAUGAGGACAAAUAUACAGAUGCCCCACAAAUUAGAAUAUUAUUGAUAAAUAUAAUUUCAUUCAAAAAGUGAAACUCUUAUUUUAUUCUGGUUAUGCAUUACAGAGUGAGGGCCGGUGUCCUGCAUCUUUUAGAUGUAUCUCUACUUCAACACACCUGAGUCAAAUAAUUAGGUCAUUAGCAGGACUCUGGAGAACCUAUCUGCACUUGGGAGGUGAUUCAGCUGUUGGAUUCAGGUGUGUUGGACCAGGGAGACAUCUAAGAGUUGCAGAACACCGGCCCUCGAGGACCAGGAGUGCCCACCCCUGCUUUAGAUUGUCGACGUUUUUGGGUGUGGGGACUCUUGAAACACUGACUCGUGCAGUAUUGCGAAUCUCUUCUGAACACUUGCUAAAGACUGCAGUCACCUGUGUUGCUUGUGCACAUUCUCUACCACACUUUUUCCUUCCACUCAACUUCCCAAGAACAUGCCUCAAUACAGCAUUCUGUGAACAGCCAGCUUCUUUGGCAUUGACCUCUUUGUGGCUUAGCUUCCUUGUGAACUGACUGCUGAGCAGCUAUCAGGUCAGGACCCUUCCUCAAAAUCGAGUAAGUCAUAACAUUGCCAUAGCAUAUAAUUUUCUGUUUCAAGCCUUUUUUUCCUUUUCUUUCAACAUUUAGAUUUUAUGAGAAAGUAAAAAUUUCCCUCAGUGGUUCAAAAAAUGUUAAGCCAUAAUGAUGAAAAUGUAUUCUUAAAAAAAAUCUCUCUGUGGCUAUUGAAUUGUGGAAUUGGAGUUUUCAUUUUUGAAAUUGAUUGCUAAAAUAAAGUUUGAAAUUCUAAUUUGAGAUUCACCUUUUGUAAGAACAACACUUAAUCAAGCAAACAAAGCGGGUCUCCCCGUAAUAUUUGUUGAAAAAAACGCAAAACUAAAAUGAAAAAGGUUGAAAAAGGUUCGUUCACCCCUAAUAUUAUAGAGACAUAUGGAAUUAAUUAACCUCUUUGAAUUUAAGUGGUGUACUCAAUUUAAAUUGGACAUUUAUCUUUAUGCCAGAAAUGAGAACUGAAAUUAUAUCUGUCAUUACAUUUUCUCAUCAUCUGUCCAUCAUCUUCUCUGUUUGUUUUUUGGGAAUCCCAAGAUUUUCCAGACUAGAAGGGUCAGUAUUCUGGGUUUGCCCCUGAGACCUGAUGGACCCUUUAAGAUGUUAACAGUCUUUUGUUUUUUCACCGUUUAUAAAAUCUAUAUAUAUAUUCUUUCAGUACAACUCUGCUGUCUUAAUAUUUGUGAACUCUUCACUGAUCUGCAUUCACACUAUGUGCCAGUUGAUUGUCGGAAAUGACGGACAUCUGUAUUUCUUAAAUCGCAAACCUAACUGAUGAAAUUCAAGGACUGUUUUCAAUGGGCAGCUGGUUAAUUCAUGUGUUUCGGAAUUUUGAGUUGUACUUUUACUUGGUGAAAUCAGGUUUAUGAUGUAUAAUUGUGCCAUUUUCUCACAUGUAUUGCUCUUUUGAUUCAAUGUCUUAGUCAGUUUUAAUAUUUGUUUGUUCACACUUUCUAAAAAGACUCAAUGUUUAUAAAAUGCCUGUUUCUAAUAGCAGACAUUUUGUGUACAUUGUGGUUUGUCUGGCAAGGGAAAACAAUGAUGAAGUAUUGAAUUUGUUUUGUCUAAUUAUUAAAUGGUUUAAAUAUU
Messenger RNA from Gambusia affinis (western mosquitofish), 5059 nucleotides. It is a transcript of the gene mogs, whose product is annotated as mannosyl-oligosaccharide glucosidase. The transcript is spliced from 5 exons. The record is from RefSeq and is a predicted model, not a curated record. Gene Ontology annotation, cellular component: endoplasmic reticulum membrane. Bases 116 to 2656 code for a protein of 846 amino acids. Gene Ontology annotation, molecular function: Glc3Man9GlcNAc2 oligosaccharide glucosidase activity. Gene Ontology annotation, biological process: protein N-linked glycosylation; oligosaccharide metabolic process. Lineage: Eukaryota; Metazoa; Chordata; Actinopteri; Cyprinodontiformes; Poeciliidae.